Orbilia oligospora ATCC 24927 is the source of this 1362-nucleotide messenger RNA. RefSeq lists its product as uncharacterized. The record is from RefSeq and is a predicted model, not a curated record. NCBI's taxonomy places the organism in Eukaryota, Fungi, Ascomycota, Orbiliomycetes, Orbiliales, Orbiliaceae. The transcript has 2 exons. Bases 1 to 1362 code for a protein of 453 amino acids.
AUGCAAACUAUUCCCUCACUCGAGGAUGACUUUUCGAACACUGGGCGACCAGCUGAAGACCUUUUCGACGAUGAGAUAGUUCCCAACCCCUCUCCUCCAAAGGACAAGGUCGUGAUACCAACGGGUCCCAAGGCACACGGCAAUAAUGGGCGCGGCCGCGGCAAUGGACGUGGGAGAGGGAGGGGUAGAGGUGCACCCAGAGGUCGAGGUGGUAGAGGUGGUCAUAACGGUCAUAACGGUCCACCACCGACAAAUGACUGGAAAGGAGGGGAUGGUGCGGGAAGUAGCAUCGUGAGCAGGUUCGCACCCGCUCCCACUACACCCGCUCCCACUGCACCCGCUCCCACUGCACCCACCACCACUGCACCCACCACCACUGCCCCUGCCCCUGUUCCAACCCCCCCAACGGAAAGCAGUACCCCAGCAGAAGAAGGAGCGAAGGAGACAACACCAGAAACAGAUCAAACCCCAGAAGUAACGGAAACAACAGAGUCGGCGCCAAAUCCGGACGGCGAGGCAGAGGACCCCGCAGCUGCCCCACCAACUGGUCCCGCCGCGGGAAUGUUACGCAAGGAGUUCCCAUCCCGAAACCGUAUUGUGACCGGCGGGCCGAAUCGCCAAAAACUUACCGAAGAAGAAUUAGCGAGUCGCAUGGAAGCCGUACGACUAAAGAAUCAAGCUCGAAUUGAAAAACUGCAGCGCGCCGCCGAAGAUGAACAGAAGUUUAAUGAGGCGGAGCAGGUUAGGAAAGCAGAGGAAGUUAAGCGAAGGGCUGUUGAGAAGAAGAAGCAAGUUGAAGAUGGAAAAAAGAAGAAGGAACUUGAUGCCGAGCGGGAGCAAAAUCGCCAACGGAAGCUAAAAGCAUUAUCAAACCGGGAAUGGGAUGUUAGCAAAAACGAGGAGGAUUAUAACCCAUCAGGUUACACCAAUAGGUCUCGCCGAGGAGCACAUGGUGGUGUUUCCGGGUUUAUUUCCAACCCGGAUGCUGGCUACUCGAGGGACACGGAAGGCGACGGAGUAGGAGGCGAUGUAGAUCGAUCAUUCCACUCACCUCGUGGCCGUGGAAGAGGCGGAAGGGGCCGAGGGGGUCGAGGUGAUAGAGGGGGCAAUUUUGGACGUGGGGGACAUCAACCUGCAAAUAAUAAUAACAACCGGGGACGACAGACCGCACCGGCAGAUGUUGGCAACGAAGCCGAGUUUCCGGCUCUCCCUGGGUCGAAACCAAAAGUAGAGAAAGCACCGGAGACUCCAGUUGAACCGGAGACUCCUCGCGGUACAUGGGCUGAGCAGGCGCAGGACGCUGCCGAGAAGGCCGAGAAGGCCGAGAAAACUGAAGGCGAAAAGACAGAGGCCGCUGCAUAA